Molecule: messenger RNA, 281 nt
Organism: Meloidogyne enterolobii
Lineage: Eukaryota; Metazoa; Nematoda; Chromadorea; Rhabditida; Meloidogynidae
Source: the annotation of a GenBank genome assembly
UUGUGCCUGGUGAAGAAAUAAUGCCUGUUGUUUUCCCUUCUGAUGCUUCUUCAGAACCUGAUGUUCCCAAAGGAAUGAGGCAUAUUGCUAAUUUACCCCAUAAUGAGAUUGUUUGUACUACUAUAUUUUCCAAAAAUAGACAACGUGUAUUUACUGGUGGAAAGGGCCAAGUAAAAGUUUGGGAUAUUAACAAUGUUACAUCAUUAACGUCAACUGACAACAAUGUCAGAAACUUGGAUUCUAUGGCUACUUUUCCUCUAUAUUCGUUCAUGUAAAUUAUU